This is a messenger RNA of Nomascus leucogenys (northern white-cheeked gibbon), 3306 nucleotides long. RefSeq names its product cyclin J like (gene CCNJL). Gene Ontology annotation, molecular function: cyclin-dependent protein serine/threonine kinase regulator activity. Gene Ontology annotation, cellular component: cyclin-dependent protein kinase holoenzyme complex; cytoplasm; nucleus. Gene Ontology annotation, biological process: regulation of cyclin-dependent protein serine/threonine kinase activity; mitotic cell cycle phase transition. The record is from RefSeq and is a predicted model, not a curated record. The coding region runs from base 264 to 1580 and encodes 438 amino acids. The transcript is spliced from 7 exons. Lineage: Eukaryota; Metazoa; Chordata; Mammalia; Primates; Hylobatidae.
GGCGGCCGGGAGCCUGCGAGCUGCGGCGGGACCCGAGCGCACGCAAGGACGCGGCGACGGCCGGGGCUAGUCGGGCUGCGGAGGCGGCCGUCGGGAGUGCGGAGCGCCCCGAGCGAGGGUCCAACGCCGGCAGGCAACAGAGGGCACGGCUGGCUCGGCACUGGAAGGGGCCCGGCGCUCGCAGCCCCCCACGCCCAGAGAGGAUGCGGUGCGCCCUGAGAGCCGGGUAGCCUCGGAUAGCGGCGCUGCGUACGCGAUGAUGGAUGAGCCGUGGUGGGAAGGGCCCGUCGCCUCGGACGUCCACUGCACCCUGCGCGAGAAGGGUCAAAGCUCCCAGGAGAAUCCACAAAAGGAAUCUGGAAAUCGGGGACAGGAGCUGGAGGUGUGGAGGGAAGAGCUUUGGAGCCACUCCACAGAGUGAUCCAGGAGGAAAGCGGAGAGAUCCAAGAAUUGGACCUGUGACAGAGAACCAGCAUGGAGAGGAACUGAAGCUGCCCGCCUUCCGAGCCCACUCCCCACUCCUGAAGAGCCGCCGGUUCUUCGUGGACAUCCUGACCCUGCUAAGCAGCCACUGCCAGCUCUGCCCUGCAGCCCGGCACCUGGCUGUCUACCUGCUGGACCACUUCAUGGAUCGCUACAACGUCACCACCUCCAAGCAGCUCUACACCGUGGCCGUCUCCUGCCUCCUGCUUGCAAGUAAGUUCGAGGAUCGGGAAGACCACGUCCCCAAGUUGGAGCAAAUAAACAGCACGAGGAUCCUGAGCAGCCAGAACUUCACCCUCACCAAGAAGGAGCUGCUGAGCACAGAGCUGCUGCUCCUGGAGGCCUUCAGCUGGAACCUCUGCCUGCCCACGCCUGCCCACUUCCUGGACUACUACCUCUUGGCCUCCGUCAGCCAGAAGGACCACCACUGCCACACCUGGCCCACCACCUGCCCCCGCAAGACCAAAGAGUGCCUCAAGGAGUAUGCCCAUUACUUCCUAGAGGUCACCCUGCAAGAUCACGUAUUCUACAAAUUCCAGCCUUCUGUGGUAGCUGCAGCCUGUGUUGGGGCCUCCAGGAUUUGCCUGCAGCUUUCUCCCUACUGGACCAGAGACCUGCAGAGGAUCUCAAGCUAUUCCCUGGAACACCUCAGCACGUGUAUUGAAAUUCUGCUGGUAGUGUAUGACAACAUCCUCAAGGAUGCCGUAGCCGUCAAGAGCCAGGCCUUGGCAAUGGUGCCCGGCACCCCCCCCACCCCCACCCAAGUGCUGUUCCAGCCACCAGCCUACCCCGCCCUCGGCCAGCCAGUGACCACCCUGGCACAGUUCCAGACCCCUGUGCAGGACCUAUGCUUGGCCUAUCGGGACUCCUUGCAGGCCCACCGUUCAGGGAGCCUGCUCUCGGGAAGCACAGGCUCAUCCCUCCACACCCCGUACCCCCCGCUGCAGCCCCUGGAUAUGUGUCCCAUGCCCGUCCCCGCGUCUCUUAGCAUGCAGAUGGCCAUUGCAGCUGAGCCCAGGCACUGCCUCGCCACCGCCUAUGGAAGCAGCUACUUCAGUGGGAGCCACGUGUUCCCCACCGGCUGCUUUGACAGAUAGGCCAUCUCCAGACCUCAUGAGGAAGCCUUGGAGAUCUGGGCAGGGGAAGAGGACACUGAAGAGGAGAGCUCAGCCAAGUGAGGCAGCAGGAGGCCAUCCCUGAAGAGCCUUGGAACGUGGAGGGUCUGUGCUCCUUUUAAAUAAAACUGACCCAGAGCAAAACAUUCAAUAACAUACCUCACCCGAGAGCAUUCCUCUGAGAAACGUCUGCCACUUGUGGCUAGGGUACAAAAGGAUGGCUUGGUGGCCGUCCCCCCACGCAGGGGCCCAGUGAAUCGAGAAAGACUUGAUAAGAGGCCAGGAGAGUGGGAACUGGACACAGACCACUGAUCUCAAGCGUGUCCAGUUUUUAGCAUUAAAGACUUCUCUAUUCUUUGCUGAUGGCAGCUACACCACUGAAAAAGGAGGGGCAGCCUGGCGUGUUCUCAGGACCCCUGGAGGAUCCCGUAUUGGGUGCUUUUCUUUCCCUGGCUCCGUGCAGAGGGGCCUGAGUUGGUGUGUAUGCCUGAGCGUUGUUUGCCUUGCGAGGCACAGUGGGUGGCUGUCUUGCCUUUGUUUUCAAACCUAAAACCAUUUUCAGCCUUUUAGAUAUGUCAUGUGCUGCUGCUUCGCGAAGUGGUCUCGCUUUGUUUCGUAAGAUGUCUUGUUUACACACUGUAUCAGGGAUUUGGUGAUACUUGAAAAUUCCUUUGGAGAAAAAAAAAACCUUAAUUGCCACACUGCCUGUCCCACAUGAGGGCUGUUAAGUUGGAACCCAAGUUUGAACCCAACUUGUGAUGGACCCGCAGGUAACCACAGAGCUUCCUUUUUGAAAGCAUAUGGUUGGAGAGAACCACUUUCCCAGCUCUCGGUUCCAGAAGAUUCCACGUCUUAGAGGCUGUGUUCACCACUAGAACAUUAAUAACUACCCAGGGAGGGAGAAGCUCGUUGAAAGGAAGACAAAGAUUUAAACAAUUCCCACCUCUCUCCACCACAUACUUACAGUGCAUGAGUUUAACCCAGUCUCGGCUUUGAGUGUGGCUGAUAGUGAAGGAUAGCAAUGUGGAAAAUUUGCUUAGUCCCACCUGGAUUUGGGGAGUGGGAUGUACAUGGGCAUUUGAUACCAGCAUUGAUAGGCAAGCGGCUGGUUGGAUCAAAAGCCAGUACUUAGGGAUCUGCAGCGAGAGGGCUCUCAGGAAGACUCUUGUAACCAUGUGCAAUAUGUUUUUAUUCUGACUCAUGGCUUGUGCUCAGCAUGUUCUUUGGUUUAGUUUGGGGUUGGGGGACACAUCGUUCACCCAUCAGAACUGGGAGGUGCAAAGGACCGUGGAAGCAAUUUUUGUUUUGCUUGAGGAAUACCUGUCUUGGUUUCCUUAGCCCCUUGCCAGUCCUGGAGACUGUGGCAGGGGCCGCCAGGAAGGCAGCUGUGUGCUGCUGAGUCAGAUCCGAAGGUGGUGAAUCUUUCCAGAGCAGCUGAAAAUCUCAGCGUGGAGACAGUAAGAAAAGAGACGGAGUGUGGAUAAGACUCUGCCACCAUGUCACACUAGCAUAGGAGGCUGCACGUUCAUUUGUUGUUUUUCUUUUUUUCCUUUGCCAACCUCCGUUCUAUUUAUGUGCAAGCAGUUUGGAUUCAAGUUCUUGUAUCUGUCUGUUCUGGGACCUGGGGAUCGUGAGGAUUCCCUCACAGCCAGCACGGCCCCCAGAAGGAGGCGUCCCACAAUAAACACAUCACCUGCUCUUGGUCUCU